Molecule: messenger RNA, 1026 nt
Organism: Bathycoccus prasinos
Lineage: Eukaryota; Viridiplantae; Chlorophyta; Mamiellophyceae; Mamiellales; Bathycoccaceae
Exons: 1
Coding region: 1-1026 (341 amino acids)
Biological process (GO): regulation of cyclin-dependent protein serine/threonine kinase activity; mitotic cell cycle phase transition
Cellular component (GO): cytoplasm; nucleus; cyclin-dependent protein kinase holoenzyme complex
Molecular function (GO): cyclin-dependent protein serine/threonine kinase regulator activity
Source: RefSeq, a predicted model, not a curated record
AUGGUUCCAAAAUCUUCCUUGCAGUUGGUAGCGUUGUGUUGCAUACAAGUCGCGGCGAAGUAUGAAGAGACGGAGGAGUUAGUCCCGAGUCUUUCCAAGUUGAGAUAUUUCGGCUCGAAUAUUUAUUCCGUGGAUAUCAUUCGAAAAAUGGAAUUGGCCGUGUGCGUGGAGUUGAAAUGGUCCAUGGGCGUCGUGCGACCGAGUCACUUCAUCGAGGCUAUCUUGGCCUUAACCAGAAUGCCGGACGGUGGUAACGUCGAAUGGGCGCAGAUUUCCGAUAAGAUUGAAGACGUGAGCUAUGCGAUGUACCACGCGAUCGUUUCAGACGCGGAAGUUUCUUCAGUCAAACCGUCUCGACUUGCCUUGGCGUGCAUUUGUGCCGCGAGAUUACAAUUAGAGAGCGAAGGGUUUCUCUAUAACGAACCGAUGUUGACGGAUGAUUUGAAAUUGGCCGUCGGCGACGAUUCUUGGUUGGCCACGAACGAACUCGAGUUAUUUUCGCGAAAUAUCUUGGAACGAUACAAUUCAUCCACGAGUGAAAAUCAGCAGCAGCAACAACAACAACAACAACAACAACAGUAUACAAACACCGGUGAUAACAACAACGCAUACGCUGAUAACAAGGAUGUUGACGACGUAAAUAACGUACCAUCGUUUUCGUCUCAAGCUUCGCAAUGCGAGCACGCGAGUCUAGAAGAAGAGGAGGAGAGAAAAGAGGAAGAUGAUGACAUGGUGUACGAAGACGAAGAGGAGGCAGGCGAGGAAGGCGAUGAUGACGACGGUAUCGAGUGUGAUGACGAUGAUGACGAUAUUUCUCCGUACAACGUAAAUUCGAUGAUGCGACCGCCAACGGGAGAUAACGACUCCAUCGCCAAGCAACGACGAUCAAAAAAUCUCGUCCAUAUGAACGUUGAAAUGAUGAUGGAUAAGGAUCAUCCGAAGUCGCUCGCUUCACAUGCGGCGUCUUUUGAUUCUAUGAUUGAUAUUAUAUCGCCAACGUCGCCUUUGGAUGGACCAUGGUUCUAG